AUGCCUCUUGCAGGAACCCCAGCUCCCAAAAGGAAGAGAAAACCUACUAAACUCAUUUUAGAAUUAACCCAAGAAGUCAUGCCGCAAGAAGGGUCCAAGCUGAACCUCGGGAAGAAGAUCAGCAUUCCCAGGGAUGUGAUGUUAGAAGAACUCUCUCUCCUUACCAACAGGGGAUCCAAGAUGUUUAAACUUCGACAGCUGAGAGUAGAGAAAUUCAUAUAUGAAAACAACCCUGAUGCCUUCUCCAACAAUUCUGUGGAUCACUUCCAGAGGUUUAUCCCAUCUGAUUGCUAUAGUGGUGGGAGAAUGAUGAGUGGUGUAACUGUAGGACCAUACGGAUCCAGCAAGCUGCACUAUCCUCCCACUCCUCCUGCAAAGCCUGGGAGCAAAGGUGGUGCUGGAGGAACUGGGACUGGCCACAGCGAGGGAUCUGCCGGCAAAGGGGGAGGAGUGGACGGAGGUGGAAAUGGAAAUGAGGCUGGGGGUGGAAAAGGUGAAAAUAAAAGUGGGAGUGGGAAAGGAAAGGUUUCCCUUCCUAAGACCUACAUUUCUCCAUGGGAAAGAGCCCUAGGCAUCACCCCACAAGAGAAAAGUGAAUUCAGCAUUGAUCCCUUGUCUAAUGGCACCAAAGCUGACCUCUGCCUUUAUAAAUCUUUCAAUAGAACUGCAAUGCCGUAUGGGGGAUAUGAGAAGGCAAUCAAAUUGAUGACCUUCCAAAUGCCUGAAUUUGAAGUUGGCCCUUUGCUACCUGAGCCUCUAAUUGUGUAUAAUCAAGAAGUCUCCAAUCGACCCUCCUUUAACAGGACCCCAGUACCCUGGCUGGGGUCGGGAGAACCAACUGAAUACAACAUCGAGGUGAAUGUACCACCAGCAGGUGAAACUGAAGAAUUAUAG
Molecule: messenger RNA, 894 nt
Organism: Thamnophis elegans (Western terrestrial garter snake)
Lineage: Eukaryota; Metazoa; Chordata; Lepidosauria; Squamata; Natricidae
Gene: MYOZ1
Product: myozenin 1
Exons: 5
Coding region: 1-894 (297 amino acids)
Cellular component (GO): Z disc; actin cytoskeleton
Molecular function (GO): FATZ binding; telethonin binding; actin binding
Source: RefSeq, a predicted model, not a curated record